This is a messenger RNA of Xyrichtys novacula (pearly razorfish), 1570 nucleotides long. NCBI's taxonomy places the organism in Eukaryota, Metazoa, Chordata, Actinopteri, Labriformes, Labridae. The record is from the annotation of a GenBank genome assembly.
AUGGAGUGCCCAUACCCCUGUUCCUCCUGUGAGGCUCCUCUCGAGCCAGAUGAUGGCCAUGACCUCUGCCCCAGAUGCCUCGGGGUUGCUUAUCUGAGGGACGCACUCGGUGACGACGCCUGUAUGAAUUGCACCUACAUGCCCUAUGCGGUGAGGGCUGCCAGGCUGGCAGAAGUGGAAGAUGAGGGCGAACUCUCAUCAGGCCAGACUAGACGCUCGAAGCGGCGGGCUGAGGCUUCAACCCAGUCUAGGAGGUCUAGCAGCCGGGCAGAGGCCACUACUGAUCAUGCCGCACCUCCUUCAAAGAAGAAAAAGCCUGACCGCAAUCUGACCUCCAAAGUGGAUCAGCUGUCGGCCGAAUUGGCACAGAUGAAGGCUUUGCUGAUGGCCCAGGCCCACCGGCCCGAGUCCCCAUUGGAGGAGGCUCCCACACCACCGAUGCCACAUCUAGACCGGGAAGAGGAUGCUCUUUCCCUGGCAGCGUCGGCCACACAUUUCUGCGAGUUUGAGGAGGAUGGAGAAAGCAGUACCUCCCGGACCUCAAUGGGCUCCCGCUCCUCAAGCUACAGCUCACUGGCCGUGACAGAGGACUCCUCUAUGCGCGACUUACUGCGCACGGCCCUGGAGCAGCUGAAUGUGGCAGCGCCACAGCAGGCCAGAUCAGCUCCUGCAAGCACCUUUUUCAGGCGCAGGCCACCGCCUACAUCCUUUACCGUCCCUCACUCAGAGGACUUUCUGAGGGAGCUACAGGCCAGCUGGAUAGACUCAAAGGCUGGCUCCAGUCUGUCAGCCUGGCGGCAAUGCACGACGCAACAUCAGUGGGUCUGGACAAAAUGCCAGCUAUCGAGCCGCAUCACUCAUCGUGUCACCAGAUGAGUCGCUGCGUCAAGACGCAAGGUGCCCUCGGCCCCAGUCCAGGCAGACAGAUGACCUUCUAGUCAGAGCCUAUGACUCGGGGGCACGUGCUGGUCGCAUCGGCAACUCUCUGUCACACCUGAUGUUGGCCCUCUCAGCUUCCCUGCAUGUGGAUGAUGCAGGUCCAGGAGGCAAAGCAGACGGGGAAGCCGGAGACAGCAGUAACUUCUGCGAUGCGGCCUUGGAGGCCUUUGGCCACAUGUCACAGGAGCUAGGACGAAUGAUGUCUUACCUUGUCCAGGCUCGACGCCAGGUCUGGCUGUCGCAGUCACCCCUGACGGAGAAGACCAGAAGAACCCUGCGUGCUCUCCCAGUGGAGCCAGGGACCAUAUUCGGCCCAGCUGCACAGGAGGCGCUGGAGAGGACAAUCCAGGCGGGGCAGACAAGGCAGCAGCUUGCGGGCCUGCGACCCAUGCCUCCCCCAAACAGGGCCCCCCCCAGCAGGGGCAGAGGACGCUCAAAUGCCCCACGGGGUAGCACGCCAACACCAGCCUACUCCAGCGGCCAGCGCCGUUCCCAGCGCCCUGUGCAGGGUCAGACCCGUGACCCUCGGGUUCCUGACUCCUUGCCUCCUGGGCCCUCCAGGCACUUUCGUUCCCCAGACCCUGGACGUCCCCCCCCCAGGCCCCCGAGGGGCCGAGGGCCUAAGUACUGA